GUGGUCGAGGUGGAGUUAAUAUCCGGGCAGACCUACUCCGUUCCUGAUAAGGACAGAGCGACCUUGACAACUUCAGUGGCCCAGGUUUUUCAAAAGAGGGAUAAAAUGAGUAAGAGGAAAAAGCUUCGGACUUCAGGAGGAGAAGGAGUCCGUCCUCCGAAGGCCCCAAAGAACCCAAGGCUAGGAGACUCUGACAGGCCCCCCCAGAAUUCUGAGUGGGGCUCUUUGUGUCUCCCUGAAGAGUCAGAAAGCACAUCAGAACCCGUUCCCUCUACAGAGCAGAAGACGGAGGAACCAGUACAGACAGCCUCCAGCUCCCAUGAUGAAGAAGCAGGAGCUCCCUCCAGGCUCCUCGGGCAACCAGAAAAGGAGCCAGUUCCUUCUCCUCUUUCCCAGAACCCAGCCAGGAGGUUUGUCCCCCAGUUUGCAAAACCCAGGAAGACAGUGACAGGACAAGCAGAGCCGAGAGAAGAGGACCUCUGGGACGGAGCCCCUAAAAUCAGCCAGGAGACACCACCAGAGCCCAGUGCCCAGCAGGCCAGAAGCCAGCCGUGGGAGGAAUCCCUAGGGCUUGCUCCCUGGGAGGCCAGGGAGCUGAGUGCCCAGACCCAGAGAGACAGCACCCACCCUGAGCACAGAGACCGAAAGCCCAUGACACAUGUGCCUGGCAGUGGGAACCCUCAGCCCUCAGCCUCCAUUGAUGCCUCUCCAGAAUGGGGGACAGUGCCCUUGGCCUCCAAGAGGGCCAGCCAGGACCACGUGUUGGAGCAAGUAACAAACACACCAGAGGGUGAAAGCCGGGAAGGGUGUUGGGUUCUAGGCUAUCAUGGCCAGAAAGGUCCCCGGCUGAGCGGUGGUGCUGCAGAGAAGGAGUCAGAACAAGGGGCACUCCAGAAAGCAAGUCCCCGAGGGGGAGUAGGGGCUGACCUGCCUGAGGGGCAUCAGGAGGAAGGAGACAGUGUCGUAGGUCCUAUCACUCAGGGCCCGGAGCCCAGAUCUGCAGCCCAGGGCCUCCCUGACACCUUGGAUAUAACCAGUGAGACUGGCAGGGAAGCAGAACAGAGUUGUAGCAGCCCAAGACACUCCUCCCUUGGGACCGUUGUCAUCAAAGAUCUGAGCACACACCCCACUGAGCCAGAACAGAGGGCUCUGGAGGUUAUCGGGCCAGAUGAGCAGGCCAACACGAGGGCACCUACUUGUCCCAGUGGGAAGGCCCCUGAUAGAGGCUGCAGUGGGACCCUGCUCAGUGGCACACCUCUCACUGGGGGGACAGGACAUAGAGGGGAGGCAGGGUGGGAAGACAAGCUCCCUGGCAACAUUCUAGGGGGCCCUGCAGCCUGCCUGGCUCUGGGUCACAGGAUAAGAGAGCCCACGAUAGGUGCAGAUUUCAGUCUUCUAGCCUCGGAAAUGGGCCCAAGUAUUAAUCAGACAAAGGUGCCUGGCCUGGAUCGAGAGGGGCUGGGAGGUGUGUGUGCACUGCCUUUGCUGUUGCAGUCCACAGGUAAAAAAGCAGUUGAGUUAGGUCGCCAGAGCCCUGAACAAGACCUUGAGGGAUUCAAUCUGUCUCUUGGAGCCUUUGCUCCACCGGUGCACAGAGAAGCAGUGGGUGGCCCUUCGCAGGAGACCAGGGCCUGCCAGGACAGCAUAGAUGUCCCUGCGGACCCCACAGGCUGGCAUGAGCCCCCUCCUGGCUCUGCAGACCAGGCUGUGUUGGGAGAGUCCCCAGCCAUGGAACCUGACUUCCUGCCAGACAGCCAGAUACGGAAUGCCCUGGAAGCCCCUGACUUCGAAGCCUCACCUGAGCAGAUACUGCAGGAUGAGCAGGAGGCAGUGCCACGCCUCAGCCGCCAGGAACAGAGCCAUCGUCCAACACGGAUCAGCCCUACAGAAAGCACAGGCUCGGCAGGGGAUACCAGGUUGUUUCCUCCCGGGAGCAGGCUGGCCUCUUGCUGGCCUGGCACAAGCCCACAUGCUGAUGGAAGGCUUCUCACGGAGCUCCAGCUGAGGACCUGUGUACGCAUCAAAGGCUGUGAGGCUGCCAGGAUGGAGGAUGCAACAGACACCGUGCUGGGUCUCGUUGUUGAGCUCUCCCACCUGAACCGGCUGAUCAUGAGCACCCACCGGGACCUGGAGGCCCUCAAGCGCCUCAGCUACCGGAAAGCGAAGGCGAGGCUGGCAGGGAAAGCCCUGGCACCCUAUACAUCAAAGGGGGCUGGGAAUCUCCCUCCAGGGGAGCGGUCCUGGAGGGAUUUGUAGAUUACUUCCAGACACCACCUCAGAAGCACCUUGUGCUCAGCGCCUGUGUGCUUCUGCUCUGCGCUGGCCCCAGAAGUGCUGCUGCCAAACAGCUGGGAGCAGUCCCUCAGCAGACCCCAGAAAGCCUGCGGGGCCCUGUGUGCCCCCUGGUUUAUCCUGUAAGAUGCUCCAGCAGGCCCUAGUGGGCCCCGGAAGCCUCCCCUCAGACAACCCGGAAGUCUGCUUCCCAUGGGAAACCUAAGAGGCCAGGCCCAUGUCAACAGCCUCUGAGGAAUGUAACUUGUUCCCUCCUGGGGCUACAGCAGAGGCCACAGGCACGAGGCUGGCUGUGCCCCCCGCACUCCGGAAGCCAGCUGCUUCUGAACAGAGCCGAGCCACCCAAAUGUUUAUCUGGAUUUGCAAAUUUCGUUCUUUAUCUUGGAGGUUCAGAAUUUGUUUUUCUCCUGGUAGAGAA
Enhydra lutris kenyoni (northern sea otter) is the source of this 2710-nucleotide messenger RNA. It is a transcript of the gene BRME1, whose product is annotated as chromosome unknown C19orf57 homolog. The transcript is spliced from 11 exons. Gene Ontology annotation, biological process: double-strand break repair involved in meiotic recombination. The coding region runs from base 106 to 2256 and encodes 716 amino acids. NCBI's taxonomy places the organism in Eukaryota, Metazoa, Chordata, Mammalia, Carnivora, Mustelidae. The record is from RefSeq and is a predicted model, not a curated record.